This is a messenger RNA of Talpa occidentalis (Iberian mole), 1549 nucleotides long. RefSeq names its product transmembrane protein 116 (gene TMEM116). Gene Ontology annotation, cellular component: plasma membrane. The record is from RefSeq and is a predicted model, not a curated record. Gene Ontology annotation, biological process: adenylate cyclase-activating G protein-coupled receptor signaling pathway. Gene Ontology annotation, molecular function: G protein-coupled receptor activity. Lineage: Eukaryota; Metazoa; Chordata; Mammalia; Eulipotyphla; Talpidae. The coding region runs from base 394 to 1422 and encodes 342 amino acids. The transcript is spliced from 11 exons.
CGUAACUGAGGCACCAGGCCCGGCACUAGCACCCCAGAAAGACAGCCUCGCUGGAAACCGAGUACCACGCACUGAGGUCCUAGGUUCCAGGAACAGGAAAAAAAUUCCUACUUUUAUGUUCAACGGGUAUUUUUUUGUUCUGGGCAGCGUUUUUGUUUUUUGUUUUCUGUUUUGCCUGUGGGAAUACAGAAUAGAGUUAGAAGGAACAGCGCGGUGCUGAGGGCACUCACCACUCGGGCGGAGCUGACAGGAUUACUGAUAGAACCAUCACAGUGCACUUGGUAGAAAAUAAGACGAAAGUGUAUUGCAGUAUUGUGAAAACGGUUGGGGAGCCAGUCAGUCCUGCUCAGGAAUGUCAGGUUUUUUUCUGCAAUACAGUGGAUACAAUUUGUUAUGGCUACUCUGAGUGUUAUAGGUUCAAGUUCACUUAUUGCCUAUGCUGUAUUCCAGAAUAUACAGAAAUCUCCAGAGAUAAGGCCGCUCUUUUAUCUGAGCUUCUCUGACCUCUUCCUGGGGAUAUGCUGGCUCAUUGAGGUGCUUCUUUAUGGAACCUCAGCAGUCAAUAAGGACACUGUCUGCUAUAACCUGCAAGCAGUUGGACAGAUAUUCUACAUUUCCUCAUUUUUCUACACUGUCAAUUACAUCUGGUAUUUGUACAAAGAACUGAGGAUGAAACACAACCAGAGAGGACAGAGCACCUCUUCCCUGGUGAGAGAUUACACUUGUCACCUUGGUCAAAUAGCGAUCAUUUUGUCAAGCUUGAUACCUCUACUUCUGAUGAUACCUGUAUUCUGUGUGGGCAAUGCCAAUGAAUGUUUUCACAAUUUCAGUCAGAGCCACAGGUGUAUCCUGAUGCACUCACCACCAUCACCAAUGGCCGAAUACCUGCCUUCUGCCAACACAUCAGUCUGUAGUACACUUUAUUUUUAUGGGCUUUCCAUUUUCCUGGCCAGCUUUCUACUCAGCCUCCUUACUAUUGUGGUCUUACUCAUCCAAGCCCAGACACUGUAUAAGAAGUUUGUGAAGUCUACUGGUUUUCUGGGAAGUGAGCAGUGGGCAGUGAUUCGCAUUGUGGAGCAACGAGUGCGCUUCUACCCAAUGGCCUUCUUUUGUUGCUGGGGUCCAGCUAUCAUUCUGAGCAUUGUAAAGCUGACUAAACCUAAGGACAGCAAGCUUCACAUGGCCCUGUAUGUUCUUCAGGAAACUCAACAGCUUUCUGGCCUACUACGUGAAGCAUCUCAAAUUCAUCUAUUGAGUCAAAUCCACAUACCCCGAGUGGAGAAAGAACACACUGAAGAAAGUUCCAAAGGAAUCAUGGGUAAUUCACACUCAGGCCACGGUAUGAAUAGCAGCAGGGGCCAUUUCCUUACUAAGCAGGUAUUCUCUUCAUAUUCACAAUUUAGUAACAGCCUUGCACUGUAAAGGCUCUGGAAACGGUAUUUAACAGCCUGCAACCCAAUCCUGACCCUGUCCACACUGCUUACUCUCCAUCGUCUAUUCCUAUGCCCUCCUUGAUAAACUAAGAGAGGGCCUCUCCAGUGGCACAGAG